AUUAAAUUUCAUCAUUCAUUUGUUUAGGCCGUCCGACAUAUGUGAACUUGUCAUGCUUCAUUUGCUUGAACGUGUUACGUGCAACGAUAAUUUACAUAUAUUUUAUGGAUAAUAUUACCUGGAAUGGCCCCAAUACGUUACAGUCUCCAUUACGAGGAUUAUUCCGAGCAUUUGAUGUCUAGAUUUGGAAAACUAUUGCAAAUGCAGUCACUGGUGGAUAUGACACUGAUGUGUAGUUCACACACUCUACGUGUUCAUAAAGCUGUCCUCGCUGCAAGUAGUGCUUACUUCCAGGAAGUACUGCAAAAACAAACUGGAGAGCCAUUAAUCAUUUUGAAAAUGCGCUUUAGUGUAUUAAAGUGUCUGGUCGAAUUUAUGUAUUGUGGCAAAACCCAGUGCUUAGAGGAGAAUUUAGACGAGUUAGUUUCUGCAGCACAAUUUCUGAAAAUCAAAGGCCUUUCGAAAGUGACGAAGGAAGGUCUUGGUAUAACAAGCACUGAUGAACUGCCAGUUUUUACUCCGCCAGUAGUCAUAAACAGACCUCCACAGUCAUUUAUUGAUUUACAUACACAAGACAUCGACCCGAAACCACCACCGCCAAUACCAUCAACGACGAGUACGAACCAAUCCGUAGACUCCUUGGGACGCACUAACAAGGAUAUGGUGGUGCGUAUCCCGUUUGAUAUCGAAAAUGGGAACAGUGGAUCAUCUGGGAUGGACUACACAGAGGGACUAAGAGCUAUCAAACCAAGGCGUGGGCGGCCUAGCGUAAGGCAACGAUCAGGUUGGGAUAACUCUGGAGUAUUGGGACGGGCCGCCGAACGUGCUCUUCUUCGUCGAGAGCAAGAUUCUCGAAAGGCCAUACAUCAGCUCAAACAUUUGCAAAGUAGACAUAUGCAGGAUUACAUGGAUAGAGUGACAUUGUCACAAGCGGUUAAUAGCAUUUGUGGUCCCGAAACAUCAACAUCACAGAACUACAUGGUUAUCGACAAUGAUCUUAUAAAUAUGGAUCAAGCGGUUUCUUCGAAUGCCCUCGACCCCUCUAUUGGAUAUAGUAAAGAUAAUAUGGUAACUAACUCAAUAACUUCAAGUUACUCAACAACACCCAUUUGUAACUCUAUAAAUGAUACUACCAACAGCGGUAUUAGCACUGCUAUGUCGCAGUAUGUUAAUGCACUGAAAAAUGCUGGGUUACCUACAGAUCUACCAAUUUUGUUUGAAUCUGGAGACGGAUCGUACAUUAAUGUUAAUGAACAAGUGCUUCUAGAUAUGGUUCAGAGUAGUGAGAUACAAUAUGAGGUGAUAGAACAACCAAAUAUAAUAGAAAAAGUUGCGGAUCCGAGUGAAAUCAAAAGCAUUGACGAUCUCUCUAAAUCCAUAGAAAGAGGAGAAAUGCUUUUAGGUUCAAAAUUUCAUGCUUCUACAACUAGAACUCCUAAAGAUACAGACCAAUUUAGUCAAGAAGACGCCAUUAAUAGCUUGAAUGCUAUUUUACCUGAUAAUUUAGAAUCAUUUACUGAACAACAAAAUUAUGUUGUUAUGGAUCCUCGUUUGCAGGACAAUAAUAGCUCUAUAGAAACUGUCAAUACGCCCGAUUUUUCAUGUAUUGAUGGGGACAUGCAAUUUUUUACCAAGUCAAUGAGCGACGAUAUAAAAAAAUAUUAUGAAGAGCAACAACUAAAUGACACGAGAGAUACGGAGCAAUUAUGCCCUACAAGUGCUAGCUUAGAUAGCAACUUCAAUAUGUCCUUAUUAGAUACAAAAACAACAGAUUUGACCGACAAUUUGAAUCAACAGUAUAAUUCUGAUUUAAGAAGAAAUGUGGAGUGUUAUGAUUUUAGUUUGCAACUACCACAAUCUACAGAAUUUAAAGAUGACGCAUUAGACUGCUUAAUAUCUACACCGAAACAAACAGACGUCGACAAUACAACUUUUGAAACGAAUGAUCAGCUGGAUCAAACUGCACAGGAAAGAGAUGAAAUUAUAAAAGAUUUAAUGAAUAUAGAAGAAAGUAUAAGGUUGUCGCAAAAUAAUGUAAACAAAGUUAACGACGAUUCUAAUAUUAAAGAUUUCAAUGACAGUUCUCUCAGUAUGGAAUUUGAUACUGAAAAUUUAAAUACAACGAAAAGGAAAACAAAUACAGACAGCACUGCUAGUGACUUAAACUGGCAUAUAGAUAUUGAUAAUAAGAGGUGUGAAAGAGAUGUUGAAAAUAACGAUAUGACUAAUAAUGUCAAUCAUGAAGAUAGUGAUACUUUGAUGACUGUUGAAAACUCUGUAAUUGAUUUGACUGAAUCUAUGAACGACAAUUCGGAACAGUGGGAUAGUGUAGCAAAUAAAUCAGACAAUGUAGAGGAAAAGGAAAAUGAGCAACCAAAUGCGAAAGACGAUUGUAAAGCUUUGGAAAAUGAUAUACCGUUCGCAGUGGGAUUACUGCCUUUAAAACAAACACAGCCCGUAGAAGGUAAUAGUCUACUGAAAAGAAAGAAUUCGAUCGAUACAGAGUUAUUCGACAAAUUAGAUACAAAGUGUUUAAAGCGUAAAGUUAAAUAUAAGAAUUUGUAAUGUCUAUUUAUUAUUUUAUUUGUUGAUAUUUGUUUUGUUAUUAUGGAUAAAUAGAAUAAAAUUUAGUUUUGUGUAAUAAAUUCUAAAACAAG
Galleria mellonella (greater wax moth) is the source of this 2657-nucleotide messenger RNA. RefSeq lists its product as uncharacterized. Lineage: Eukaryota; Metazoa; Arthropoda; Insecta; Lepidoptera; Pyralidae. Gene Ontology annotation, cellular component: nucleus. The record is from RefSeq and is a predicted model, not a curated record. Gene Ontology annotation, molecular function: protein binding. Bases 124 to 2565 code for a protein of 813 amino acids. Gene Ontology annotation, biological process: regulation of transcription by RNA polymerase II. The transcript has 7 exons.